This is a messenger RNA of Episyrphus balteatus (marmalade hoverfly), 3193 nucleotides long. RefSeq names its product 1-acylglycerol-3-phosphate O-acyltransferase Pnpla3 (gene bmm). Gene Ontology annotation, cellular component: cytoplasm; membrane; lipid droplet. The transcript has 8 exons. Gene Ontology annotation, molecular function: triacylglycerol lipase activity. Gene Ontology annotation, biological process: triglyceride catabolic process; lipid homeostasis. The record is from RefSeq and is a predicted model, not a curated record. The coding region runs from base 672 to 2483 and encodes 603 amino acids. NCBI's taxonomy places the organism in Eukaryota, Metazoa, Arthropoda, Insecta, Diptera, Syrphidae.
UCGUUUUGAGAACUCAUCAAGUAACGGUCGAAUUAACAACCCAUUCAUUUUAUUUACUUCUCGUUGCAUAAAAUAAAAUUAAAAAAAAAAAAAAAACGAUUAAAAAUUUAUUGAGAAAAAGAAAAUAAUUAAUUUUCUGUGAAAAAAAAACUUCCCUGCUGUUAUAUCAAUUUAAUAAACAAAAUUAAAAGGAAAAAGACGAAAUAAACGAACAAACAACUUUCUAGUGUUUAUCAAGCUGCUAGGAGAGUGGAGAAAGAAGAGAAAAACCAAUUUUCUCUUCCAAAUUUUUUUUCUUUUAAUAUUUUUGUCAAGUGCCAGGAUUAAAUAAGCGACAACUAUUUUUUGGGUUUUAUUUUUCAUUCUAUUCUUUAUUCACUCUAAACGAAAAAACAAAGUGCGUGAGAAAUCAAAAUUGACAAAGUUGUUCAGUUUUCUUCGAAAUUACAUCAAUUAUUUCCUUCUAAAAAAUUCUGUUAGGUUACUCGGUUGAAGUGAUUCUCAAAUUCUGACCUAAUCCAUCCACCAACGCCUUUUACUCAUUUGUAGACGGAAUUCCUCUUCUCUCUGUCAUAGAACCGAGAAUUGUUGUAGUUUUUCUCGGUUUGUUUGUUUACAAAGUUCGUUUUUUUUGCGCAUUUUCUAAAUUUGUUUCGACGUCGGACGGUGCAAUGAAUCUAUCAUUUGCUGGCUGUGGCUUUUUAGGCAUUUAUCAUGUUGGUGUGUCGGUGUGUUUUAAGAAAUACGCACCGCAUUUGCUGCUGGACAAGAUUGGCGGAGCAUCGGCUGGCGCAUUGUCAGCUUGUUGUCUGUUGUGCGAUUUGCCAUUGGGUAGCAUGACAUCAGAUUUUUUUCGUAUUGUAAACGAAGCUCGCCGCCAUUCCCUUGGCCCCUUCAGCCCCUCAUUUAACAUUCAAACAUGCCUCUUCGAAGGCCUCCAAAAGCAUUUACCCGAAGAUGCACACAAAAAAGUCAGUGGCCGCUUACACAUUUCCGUAACACGUGUAUACGAUGGCAAAAAUGUCAUCAUCUCCGAGUUCAAUAGCCGUGAAGAAGUUCUCGAUGCGAUAUUGUGUGCAUGUUUCAUUCCAGGAUUUUCCGGCUUCUUGCCACCGAAAUUCCGUGGCGUACGUUAUAUGGAUGGAGCAUUUUCCGAUAAUCUACCAAUUUUAGAUGAGAAUACAAUAACAGUUAGUCCAUUUUGUGGGGAGAGUGACAUCUGUCCAAGGGAUCAGAGUUCACAGCUGUUUCAUUUGAAUUGGGCCAAUACGAGUAUUGAGAUAUCUCGUCAAAAUAUGAAUCGUUUGAUGCGAAUUCUAUUCCCUCCAAGGCCAGAAUUUCUAUCGAAAUUCUGUCAGCAAGGUUUCGAUGAUGCUUUGCAAUUUUUACAAAGAAAUAAUUUAAUUAAUUGCACAAGAUGUGUUGCUGUGCAAUCGACAUUUGUUGUAUCGGAAUCAGUGGCAGAGCCACAAGAUUUUGAUCCAGAGUGCAGAGAAUGCAAGAAACAUAGAAAGGAUGCAAUGAUUGCAAAUAUGCCACAAACUGUUUUGGAUGUUAUACAUGGAUAUAUUGAACAGGCUAACAAAGGUCUUGCCAAUUGGAUAUUCAAACAUCGUGGAGUCAAGCUAUUAUCACUGCCAGCCACAGUUCCAUUAGACUUCCUCUUGGCAACUGUUUCAAAAAUUACAACAUUAACACCAAAAUUAACGAGACAAAUAAUAUUAGUACUUGAAGAAUUAGUUUAUAGACUAAAUAAUGCAGUUCAUGUUCGAGUUUUGAAUAAUUUAACUCUCUGUGAACCACCUGAUUUUGACACAACUGGACUAUUACAUUCGAGUAAACUCUAUGGACCAAGAGUAUCGAUAUUAGUUGACGAAAUGGGAGCUCCAUCAUUAGAAACUGAUGUUGACCAUUAUGAACAUGUUCUUAAAGUGACGACGCAUAACGAUGCAUUGUAUGCCUAUUAUUACACAGAUGACCAAACCAAUAAGGUCAAAGUAACAGAAAUAUUUGAAAUGACUGAAGACGAUCGAUUAGCAACAGAUUUAAAUAUAUUCGAAGGUUCUGUCGAAGAUCAUCCAAAUCCUCAUCAACAUCAACAUUACGCUGUGGAAAGUGAAUGGAAUGGAAUUGAAUCAGAUUUUUUCAUCGAUAAGACUCCUAGCGAAGUGCAACAACAACAACAAAUUUAUGAAACCAACAAUAAUAAUUUAGAUCGCCUUAACUGCAAUAAUUCUGAAAAUAACAUUGGUCAAGGACCAGUACUUGAGAGCAGAGAAAAAGAGGUGAUAUCACCCGAACAUACAACCUACGACAUUGUCUUCGAAAUUGAUGAUCCAGAGGUUUCCGCCGUAUUCAGUGAUCCCGAAGUCGAUCAUCACAUAGAAAUCGAAGCGGUUCGAAAAAAUUUCCAACGAAGCAGAAGUGUUAGUCAAACUUUACUGCAACCAAGUUCAUUAGAAACGACGAUAAAAAUUGAAUGAUACCCAAAAACAAGUUAGAGAUGAUGGAAAUGGAACGAUAUACCUUUCAACAGAAAAAAUAUCUACGUAAACAGUGAUCUUGUAAAUAGAUUUAAAUUUGGAAAUGAUAACUUCCUUUGAGGAAGAAAAUCAAAAACACACAUUUUUUUUGUAUUUUAAGCACACCAGUGUGAUGAUGAUUAUUUUUGGAUAUUAUUGUAAAUUGUAUUAAUAAUUAUUAUUAGAAACUACCAAAAUGAACAAAAAAGUAUUUAAAAAAAUCUAAAAAUGCGGGGCAAUUUAUAAAAAAUCAAAGCUUUUCGAAAGAGCUCUAAACAAAAAAAAAAAAAAAAAUAUUAUGUAUAUUUUAUUUUUAAUCUAUAAAAUACUUUCUUUUUUUUUAAUUUAAGAACCAAAUUCAAAAGUAUUCAUUUUUUUGCUGACAUUAUUUUUGCCUUGUAGUUGUUCUUCAGUGUAAAUAUAAACUUGUAUAUAGAAUAAAAUACAUUUAUUAUUUAAUAUAAACAAGCUCUCUUAAAAUUACACACAGAUGGAUAUGUCUCAAAGUCUAAUAUUUUUGAAAAAUCUUUAUGGUCUCUCAUUAAGUAAAAAUGUUCCUACCCUUUGUAGUUGUUGAAAAUAUUUUUGAGAUUUUGUUAACUGAAAAAAAAUAUGUUAUUUAUGACAUUCCUAUAAAAUUAAAUUAAAUUAUUAUUUAUAUAAAUGAGCUU